Molecule: messenger RNA, 588 nt
Organism: Lobosporangium transversale
Lineage: Eukaryota; Fungi; Mortierellomycota; Mortierellomycetes; Mortierellales; Mortierellaceae
Exons: 3
Coding region: 1-588 (195 amino acids)
Source: RefSeq, a predicted model, not a curated record
AUGUGCAGCCAGACUCUUGGGUCGUGUUCGGGGAGUUGUUGCCGUCAGGUCGGGAACAUUAUUCAGAGCAUUUCCCAUCACAUCUGGAAGAUCCUGAUAGCUGUUGCUGCUGCGGUUUGGAUACAGAGUAUUCUUGGAACGAAAACUGCUGUGCAGUCUCUUCCAUACUUGUUGAUCUGUCCAACUCCAUGUCUAUAUCUUCUUGAUACUGGUCAAUAUUCCCUAAUUGUUGUUGCUGUUGUUGUUGCUGGGGAUGGGAGUGGUAUUGGCUGUGACGACGGUGGUGAGCCUGAUAUGAUUCAACAUGGUAUUGUCGUUCUUGUUGUAAGAAGAUUGGUUGAGAUGCUAUAUGCAGCUGUUGUGGUUGUUGAUGAUACGGGUCAAUCUGAUGUUGGUGUUGAUAAAAGGGUGCGGAAGAGGAAGAGGAAGAUGGAUGUAAGGACGAUCUUUUGUUCGAGUACGAAUCAGGAGCCGAAGUCAGUUCUCCCGUUGCGAAGGAGGUCACUGUCGCCUGGAAGGGCUGAUGUUGAUACUCAUACUCCAUUGAUUGACGAGCCAACUUUUUUUAUUUUUUUUUUAUUUUUAUGA